AUGAAAGGCCCAUCUUUUCGGCCCAAAUGGACUUUGGAAAGAAAAGUAGAAAACACGCUCACAUACGAAAGAAAAACACAUACUUGGGCUCUGCAGUCUGCACUCCUCACCGCCGUCGCCGACACCGCCGCCGCUCGCGAAGCCGCCUGCGCCACCGUCGAACUGUUGCCUAUACUCCGUCUUAGUCCAAGGGUAGCGUUCUGUGGGUACAGCAUCCCUCAUCCUUCAGAUGCUCGUGUUAAUAUUAGAGUCCAGACAACUGGUGAUUCAGCCAGAGAAGUGUUGAAAGAUGCUUGCCAGGAUCUGAUGUUGAUGUGCCAGCAUGUGAGGAGCACCUUUGAUAAGGCUGUUGUUGAUUAUAAAAUGAGCAAGCCUGUCAAGGACAUGAGCAUAGAAAAAUAGAGAAUAGAGAAGUGUAUUUUUCUUAUUAUAAAACAGCAUAUGAUGAACAUGCAGAAAGCUCCUGAGUAUUUCUCUCAAUAUAAUCCGUACUUCUUUUGUCUUA
This is a messenger RNA of Vitis vinifera (wine grape), 505 nucleotides long. RefSeq lists its product as uncharacterized. Gene Ontology annotation, molecular function: DNA-directed RNA polymerase activity; protein dimerization activity. The transcript has 4 exons. The record is from RefSeq and is a predicted model, not a curated record. Gene Ontology annotation, biological process: DNA-templated transcription. Bases 1 to 402 code for a protein of 133 amino acids. NCBI's taxonomy places the organism in Eukaryota, Viridiplantae, Streptophyta, Magnoliopsida, Vitales, Vitaceae. Gene Ontology annotation, cellular component: RNA polymerase III complex; RNA polymerase I complex.